Messenger RNA from Lutra lutra (Eurasian river otter), 3463 nucleotides. It is a transcript of the gene QRICH1, whose product is annotated as glutamine rich 1. NCBI's taxonomy places the organism in Eukaryota, Metazoa, Chordata, Mammalia, Carnivora, Mustelidae. Bases 345 to 2684 code for a protein of 779 amino acids. The transcript has 12 exons. The record is from RefSeq and is a predicted model, not a curated record.
CACCCAUUGGCUGUAAGGGUUGAAUGUAAGAUGGCGCCCAGGGAGCUGUGAGGGGAAAAUCCUGUCGGUCUUGGAGCGGCGACGGCGGAACCGGGGCCCCGAGCGGUGCGGCGGGGCCGGCGGGUAGAGCGGCGGCGGCGGCGGUGGCGGCGACGACGACGUCGCCGGAAUGUUACAAGUCUUAAGAACUCAGGACAAGCAGCAGAAAUACAUGCAACAUGGUGACUGAAACUACUAAGUGCUGGGAAAUUGAAGAUGUAGGAGAACUGCAUCUUUGAAUCCAGCCACAGUUUGCUGCUUGAACACUUUUCUUCCCUUGAAAUGAACCCUAAGGACUCUGCAAUAUGAAUAAUUCCCUGGAAAACACCAUUUCCUUUGAAGAGUACAUCCGAGUGAAGGCGCGGUCUGUCCCGCAACACAGGAUGAAGGAAUUUCUGGACUCACUAGCCUCUAAAGGGCCGGAAGCCCUUCAGGAGUUCCAGCAGACAGCUACCACUACCAUGGUGUACCAACAGGGUGGGAACUGCAUUUACACAGACAGCACCGAAGUGGCUGGGUCUUUGCUUGAACUUGCCUGUCCAGUCACCACCAGUGUUCAGCCACAAACCCAACAAGAACAGCAGAUUCAGGUUCAACAACCACAGCAGGUUCAGGUACAGGUGCAGGUACAACAGUCUCCGCAGCAGGUCUCGGCUCAGCAGCUCUCCCCGCAGCUCACGGUUCACCAGCCUGCUGAGCAGCCCAUCCAGGUCCAGGUGCAGAUCCAAGGCCAAGCACCACAGCCGGCAGCCCCUUCCAUCCAGACCCCGUCUCUGCAGAGCCCCAGCCCUUCGCAGCUGCAGGCGGCCCAGAUCCAGGUGCAGCACGUGCAGGCAGCCCAGCAGAUCCAGGCUGCAGAGAUUCCAGAGGAGCACAUCCCACAUCAGCAGAUCCAGGCUCAGCUAGUGGCUGGCCAGUCUCUUGCCGGGGGUCAGCAGAUCCAAAUCCAGACCGUGGGUGCCCUUUCCCCACCACCGUCUCAGCAGGGCUCACCCCGGGAAGGGGAACGGCGGGUUGGCACAGCCAGUGUCCUCCAGCCAGUGAAGAAGCGCAAAGUGGACAUGCCCAUCACUGUGUCCUAUGCCAUCUCAGGGCAACCGGUGGCUACCGUGCUGGCCAUUCCACAGGGCCAGCAGCAGAGUUAUGUGUCUUUGAGGCCAGACUUACUGACAGUAGACAGUGCCCACCUGUACAGUGCCACUGGGACCAUUACUAGCCCUACAGGAGAAACCUGGACCAUCCCUGUUUACUCUGCCCAGCCCCGUGGGGAUCCUCAGCAGCAGAGCAUUACCCACAUUGCCAUUCCCCAGGAAGCCUACAAUGCAGUUCACGUCAGUGGCUCACCCACGGCCCUGGCAGCUGUAAAGCUGGAGGAUGACAAGGAGAAGAUGGUGGGCACCACGUCUGUAGUGAAAAACUCCCAUGAAGAGGUAGUGCAGACCCUUGCAAACUCUCUCUUUCCAGCACAGUUCAUGAAUGGCAACAUCCACAUUCCAGUGGCUGUGCAGGCUGUGGCAGGCACCUACCAGAACACAGCUCAGACUGUCCAUAUAUGGGACCCUCAGCAGCAGCCACAACAGCAAACUCCCCAGGAACAGACGCCGCCACCGCCGCCACAGCAGCAGCAGCAGCAACUCCAGGUUACUUGUUCAGCUCAGACUGUCCAGGUUGCUGAAGUUGAACCACAGUCACAGCCACAGCCUUCCCCAGAACUUCUGCUUCCAAAUUCUCUGAAGCCAGAAGAAGGGCUUGAAGUAUGGAAAAACUGGGCCCAGACGAAGAACGCUGAGCUAGAGAAGGAUGCUCAGAACAGACUGGCACCCAUUGGGAGGCGCCAACUCUUGCGAUUCCAGGAAGAUCUCAUCUCUUCUGCUGUGGCUGAGUUAAAUUAUGGGCUCUGUCUAAUGACACGGGAAGCUCGAAAUGGAGAAGGUGAACCCUAUGAUCCAGAUGUGCUCUACUAUAUUUUCCUGUGUAUUCAAAAGUAUCUUUUUGAAAAUGGAAGGGUUGAUGACAUUUUCUCCGAUCUUUAUUAUGUUCGAUUCACGGAGUGGCUACAUGAAGUUCUGAAAGAUGUUCAGCCCCGAGUCACUCCACUUGGCUAUGUCCUGCCCAGCCACGUGACUGAGGAGAUGCUGUGGGAGUGCAAGCAGCUCGGGGCUCACUCCCCUUCCACCCUGCUGACCACCCUCAUGUUCUUUAACACCAAAUACUUCCUGUUGAAGACAGUGGACCAGCACAUGAAGCUGGCCUUCUCCAAGGUUUUGCGACAGACAAAGAAGAACCCCUCUAAUCCUAAGGAUAAAAGCACGAGUAUUCGGUACCUGAAGGCUCUUGGGAUACACCAGACUGGCCAGAAAGUUACAGAUGACAUGUAUGCAGAACAGACGGAAAAUCCAGAGAAUCCACUGAGAUGUCCCAUCAAGCUCUACGAUUUCUACCUCUUUAAAUGUCCCCAGAGUGUGAAAGGCCGGAAUGACACGUUUUAUCUGACGCCUGAGCCAGUGGUGGCCCCCAAUAGCCCAAUCUGGUACUCGGUCCAGCCUAUCAGCAGAGAGCAAAUGGGACAGAUGCUGACUCGGAUCCUGGUGAUACGAGAAAUUCAGGAGGCCAUCGCAGUGGCCAACGCAAGCACCAUGCACUGAGAUCCCUAAGCCAUGGUGCAAGGGAGAUGAUCCAGGAAAAAAAAAUGGACAGACUUUCACACUAAAGAAGAGGCCUCCGUUUUUUUCUUUUUCUUUUUUUUUUUUUUUUAAAUUGGUGUAGUUAUGAAGCCUUUCAGACUGCUUCUGUUUAAAAUGUAAAAGGAAACUGCCUCCUGUGCGUCACCGUAAAUCUGCCGCAGCAGAUUCCUCAGCCCGUGGGGGCUCUGGGUUUCCUGAAAGCCAGAUGUCCUAGAAAGUUGCUGGCUGGCUUUUUCUUUUUUGUCUGGGGCCUGGGGAAAGGGCUCGGACUGUUAGGAGAAAUGUGGCCCCUUCCCUUACUCCAGAAAGAUGGAAUUAGUGACGGACCCUCCAGGGAAUCUCCCCAGCUGGCUUCCACUCUGACUGGCAGACGUCGCUGACCACAGGGGAGCCAUGGUCUUUUCUUUCUUCAUGCUCAGACAUAAACUUAGCAUCUUAAUGGAAGGAAAAUGAGGGGAACUUCAAUUAUGAUUUAUUAAAGACAAUUUCUAUUACACCCUCCUUUCUGACAAGUGACAUUUUAGAUGUUAAAGUAAAAACUUUACCAUGCCUUUUUUUUUCUUUUUUCUUUUUUUUUUUUUUUUUUUUUUUGGCCUGACAUUGAGGCCUUAAACCUGAGGCUCCUGUGCCUGAUGGAAUUCUUGUAACAUACACUCGUGUAUCAUAUAAAGAUACCACUCUGUUUCUCUUAUGUAUUCUUAAUCUAGUUUAUUAAGAAUGACAAGCACGUCUUUUCAACA